AUGGCUGACGAACCUACCAACUGGGAGAACUACAAAGCCUACACCGACCACGCCCAUGCGAAAUUCAGCCGGUACGGCGGCCGCAUUGACAUCCCGCGCCGCCGCGAGCUCAAACUCGACGCCAUCGCUGACCGUCUCCUUCGCCUCGGUGCCCGUACCGACGAAUACAACCUGAGGCUCGCCCAUGGCAGUCUCUCCGCCACCCUCCUGCAACCCGACUUCGAGCUCCACGUGGGGAGCAAGUAUGAUAAGCUAGCGAAGGACGUUGCGGACCUGGUUGUAUACUCGUCUGCGAGAGAGAAGGAGAAUGAGGGCAUCAAGGCGUUGCUGGAUUGUGCGGCAGGGAUCCUGACGCAUGUGAACCAGAUGAGAAGUGACCUAUAUCAACAGUUGGAGUCCUCGAGUAGGGAUUUGAGGUGGGGGUUGAAUCCAGUUCCGAGGACGCUGCGGAAUAGGAGGCAGAUGAUUGAUAUGCCGAUAAACACGUUGGUGGUGGAGGAGAGAAGGCCAACUAGACGGUAG
Morchella sextelata is the source of this 522-nucleotide messenger RNA. RefSeq lists its product as uncharacterized. The coding region runs from base 1 to 522 and encodes 173 amino acids. Lineage: Eukaryota; Fungi; Ascomycota; Pezizomycetes; Pezizales; Morchellaceae. The record is from RefSeq and is a predicted model, not a curated record. The transcript has a single exon.